Molecule: messenger RNA, 3080 nt
Organism: Electrophorus electricus (electric eel)
Lineage: Eukaryota; Metazoa; Chordata; Actinopteri; Gymnotiformes; Gymnotidae
Gene: nfkbiz
Product: nuclear factor of kappa light polypeptide gene enhancer in B-cells inhibitor, zeta
Biological process (GO): regulation of gene expression
Cellular component (GO): nucleus
Molecular function (GO): DNA binding; POU domain binding
Source: RefSeq, a predicted model, not a curated record
UUGAGUAGCAGUGAGUGUGCAACGUGAACAAGAUGAUUAUUGACAGAGUUUCCGAGGGUGAUUCGAGACUUCUCGACAAGGAUGCAGAUGUUAUGACAAGUCCAGUCAACCUAUGCUCAUUUUAUGGGUGCUCCUCUCCUGUAACGGAACCGAACUUUUCUACGGGAUUCCAGUCUCCCUGGUCGCCGAAUUCCGACUCUGAAAAAAGUCGAAGCAAUGCGGGAAGCCCUUUCCCUAUCGACGCGUUAAACAGAGUGAACGCUGAAGCUCCCCAAGAGGAUUUACGUCAGCCGAAUCGGUACCAGGGAGUGCGCGUGAAAAACACAGUCAAAGAGCUCAUUAUGCAGAAACGGAACAACGAAAUACAGACACAUCAACAAAAAAAUGAAAUUGAUUUCCCAGCCUUAACUACCUUGCUUCAGGGUGCAAAAAGGCCAGCUGAGUGUCUCUCCUCUCAUUCUGUCACUAAGAGGCCUGCAACAGAACAAAAUAAUGUCCUGUCUCUGUACAACCCAUGCGAGGACAUCUUUAAAGAGCACAGCAUAUAUGAUGGACUUGGUGACAUGUUCACCAGUGGAGAGUUGUCCAUCGAGUCUGUGAAGGUACAGGGCAGUCAAAUGCCAGUGUUCCCUCAACCACAGGAGGCCCAGGACCAACUGCCCACACUUUAUACUACCACACCCUGCCCUCUUUACCCUGGCAGCCAGUUACCAACAGUUACAGAGAGCCCAUACACAUCUUCUUUGCAAGGCCUGAGCUUCCAACAAGGCUUUGGACCCUGCAGGCCUGUGGCUCCACCAGUUUCCUUCUUCCAAUGGCAAAUCCAACAAGAAGAGGAGAAACUGGCCAACCUGACCCCUGCAGACCUCACUUCCAGGGAUGAUGACGGAGACACGUUCCUUCACAUUGCAGUGGCCCAGGGAAGAAGAGCUCUGGCUUAUGUGCUUGCCAAGAAAAUGGCCAGCAUUGGCAUGCUUGACAUGAAGGAGAAUAACAAUCAGAGUGCGUUCCAAGUCAGUGUGGCAGCCAAUCAGCACCUGAUUGCCCAAGACCUCCUUUCGCUGGGAGCCCAGGUGAACACCACAGACUGCUGGGGCCGCUCCCCACUCCAUGUGUGUGCAGAAAAGGGCCACACCCUCACGCUACAGGCUAUUCAAAGAUCCAUAGAGAACAGCAGUCAAAAGGUCAAUGUGGAAGCAGUUGAUUACGAGGGUCUUACCCCUCUGCACAUUGCCAUCCUCUCCCACAAUGCAGUGGUGCAGGACCUGAACCAUGUGUUGUCGGCACCACAGUCUCCCCAGGCUGCAGCUCAAAUGCAGAGGCGCAAGUUACUGGGAGAGUGCAUCAGCACCCUGCUGCUCAUGGGCGCGUGCUGUGGCUCCAAGGACCGCAAAAGUGGACGGAAUGCCCUACACAUGGCUGCCGAGGAAGCCAACGUGGAACUUCUGCGUCUCUUCCUGGACGAGCCAAACUCUCUCUCCGUGAUCAAUGCCAAGGCAUACAAUGGAAACACGGCACUCCACGUGGCGGCUGCGCUGCAGGGUCGGCAGGCCCAGUCGCACGCUGUGCAGCUGCUGAUGAGGAAGGGGGCCGACCCCAGUGCCAGGAACCUGGAGAAUGAGCAGCCUGUCCAGCUUGUGCCUGAAGGCCCCAUUGGGGAUCAGGUUCGUCGAAUCCUGAAAGGCCGCAGUGCUAGUGCGCGCUUCUGCCUGCCAUAGAAGGAGCUGACCCACUGAGCCUAUUAGUCAGAAACACUGUCAGUCAGGCAGUCCAAUCUCUGUACAGUCUCAUUUGCCGGUAUGAGGCAGAUGUUUGUUGUUUCUAUGAAACAAGAUUACCAUUGUUCACUACUGUGUAGUAGAAGACAAAGGAAGGUUGAGCCCAGAGCUAAAUUAGCACUUAUGCAGGUACACAAAAAUAAAAUUUAAAUGGUAGGCACUUUGAAUCAAGACACUGAAAAACAUUAAAAGCAUCUUUCUUAUAUUUGAGGUACAAUAAUGUUCAUUUUCAAAUUUGUUAUGUGGCAAUGGGCUCCAGUCAGUAAAGGUUUGAUUUGUACUAUAGUUUUAAAUAUAAAGUACUUUGUUUUGUAUUUUAGGCCAGCAGGUAUGUGGGUAUUUGGCUUUUGUCAUUGCUUUGUUUUGCUUUGUUUUUUAAAGAUGAACACAGGGUAUAAAGUGGGUACGAGGAUGUACACCUGGUAUGCAAACCUGGUAUACAAUGGUCAUGGCUUGAUGAUCUACAGGAUAUUUUGGCACAUUGCUAAUUAAGACUGCUAAAUAAAUAUUAAUACUUAAUAAAUACACAAUAUCAAGCAAAGGCACACUUCUUGAAGGCUAUUUGGUGAGUCACUCUUCCAAUUUAGCUAAAUUUAUUUUCCCAUUAGUAAGUUGAAUUUGUCUGUUUUAGGUUUCAGUGAGUGAAUGAGUGUAAUGAGUUUCUAUGAAGCUGGAUUGGAAUGCAUCAUCAGAAAAUACAAAAUCUUUUCUGGGUUAGUCAGAGCAAUAUUGUAUAUAAAUAUAAUUGAUAUAUGCCUAAUAGUCAAAACAUACUGCUUAAAUAUGCUUAGAAUUAUUGCCUUGUCUACGUGAUUUUGUUUUUGUUGAUGUUAUUGUUGGUUGAAAUCAUAUUUUAUGUAUGGUGAAGGGAAUUUAAACUAUGUACAUGUUAUGUAUAUGUUAUAGAAUAUAUCUACAUCUAUUAAUCAGUAUAAAUAACCUAAAACAUUGAUUACACCACAGAUGGUAUUGGGAAGUAUGUCUCAUAGACAGAUCUAAGUAUCAACACUUUUUGUUUCUGGAUUUUUCUUUUGAUAUAUACAACAUAGUGAUUGUCACGGAACUCUUUUACAUUAAUACAUUAAUCAUUAAUCUUUAAUAAAUACUUGUUUAGGUACAUUCUCUGUGUCCUUAGCCAUGGUGCAUAGUUUUAGAUUAUGUUAAAAAUAGUAGAUUAUUAGUGGAUGGUUAACACAUCUUAUAUUCACUUGUUAACAUUAAAUGUAAUAUGGUUUUUGCUGUAUCUAUGUAAACACUGUUUUAAAAGUGUGCAUUAAAUAUUUGCUAUAACAAAUCUUCAGA